Messenger RNA from Colius striatus (speckled mousebird), 786 nucleotides. It is a transcript of the gene BSND, whose product is annotated as barttin CLCNK type accessory subunit beta. NCBI's taxonomy places the organism in Eukaryota, Metazoa, Chordata, Aves, Coliiformes, Coliidae. Gene Ontology annotation, cellular component: basolateral plasma membrane. Gene Ontology annotation, molecular function: chloride channel regulator activity. Gene Ontology annotation, biological process: chloride transport. The record is from RefSeq and is a predicted model, not a curated record. The coding region runs from base 1 to 786 and encodes 261 amino acids. The transcript is spliced from 4 exons.
AUGGCCGAGGAGAAAAGCUUUCGUUAUGGCUUCAUCAUCCUGGGUUUCUUCCUGGUGAUGACGGGGAUGUUCAUCAUGAGCGUAGAGAAGCCCCAGAUCUACAUCACCUUCUGCACCCUGGGGGUCCUGCUCGUGGUCGUGGGCAUCACCUGGAGCAUGUGUCAGUGCUACCCCAAGAUAACAUUCAUCCCUGUGGACCCCGAGGCUGAGCGGUUCCUGGAGCACAAAUCCAUCGUGCUGCCGGAGAAGGGCACCCGCUUGCAGAUACCUUGCUCCAACCAAGAGGCUGACAACACCUAUGAGAAAAGCCUGCCGUCCUAUGAGCAGCUCCAGAGGCAGGCACUGAGCUCAGUGCCGUUCCCUGCCGUGGCCCAGCCCAGGUCCCGCAGCUGCUCCCAGUCGGCUGUGCAGGCGAGAGCAGAGGUGCACAGAGAGCUGGGCAGUGCUGCAGAUGCCCCCCGAGAGCCCACAGCUCAGCUGGACACGGCGGCAGGCAGCUGCCCCCCGCAGCCGCCCCCGGGGCCCGCGCCGCUGGCAUCGCUCCUGGAGGACAUGGACACCCCGUCGCUGGAGGGUUCCGUGCCCGGCAGCCCCGCGCCGCGGGGCCGACCCUCCCCGUCCACCGAGCGCUCCGGCUGCACCCCGGCCGCCUCCCCGGCAGGGGGCCCGCAGCCCGGCUCCCCCCGCAGAGGCCCUGGGAAGGAGGAUGACCUGUAUUACGGGCUCCGAGAGGAGCUGGACACGCUGCUCGAGGACAGCGACCGCCUUUUUGAGCCCGACAACUGA